AUGGGUGCUGCUUACUCAGCCUCCACACACAACGCCGUCACAACGAUCGGCGUUGCUACCUCAGCCUCCACACACAACGACGUCACCACGAUCGGCGCAUCUACUUCAGCCAUCGCACUCAACACCGUCAACACGAUCGGCGCUGCUACUUCAGCCUGCACACACAACGCCGUCACCAAGAUGGGCGCUGCUUACUCAGCCUCCACACACAACGCCGUCACAACAAUCGGCGCUGCUAUCUUAACCUCCACACACAACGACGUCACCACGAUCGGCGCAUCUACUUCAGCCAUUGCACCAAACGCCGUCACCACGAUCGGCGCUGCUACUUCAGCCUGCACACACAACGCCGUCACCAAGAUGGGCGCUGCUUACUCAGCCUCCACACACAACGCCGUAACCACGAUCGGCACUGCUACCUCAGCCUCCACACACAACGCCGUCACCACGAUCGGCGCUGCUACUUCAACCAUCGCACUCAACGCCGUUACCACGAUCGGCGCUGCUACAUCAGCUUGCACACACAACGCCGUCACUAAGAUCGGCGCUACUACUUCAGCCUCCACACACAACGCCGUCACCACGAUCAGCACUGCUACUCUAGACUACACACACAGCGCAGUCACCGUGAUUGGCGCUACUACUUCGAGACCAACGAACAACGCCGUCACCACGAUUGGCGCUGCUACUUUAGCCUGCACAAACAUCGCCGUCACCCUGAUCGCCACUGCUACUUCAGCCUCCACACACAACUCGGUCACCACGAUCGGCACUGCUACUUCAGCCUCCACACACAAUGCCGUCACCACGAUUGGCACUGCUACUUUAGACUCACCACUCAACGCUGUCUACACGAUCGGUGAUGCUACUACAGCUUCCGCAAAAAGCGCCGUCGCCACAAUCUGUGCUGUAUCUUAA
Messenger RNA from Mya arenaria, 918 nucleotides. Its product is annotated as spore coat protein SP65-like. The coding region runs from base 1 to 918 and encodes 305 amino acids. Lineage: Eukaryota; Metazoa; Mollusca; Bivalvia; Myida; Myidae. The transcript has a single exon. The record is from RefSeq and is a predicted model, not a curated record.